CGGUGCCCAUGGUCCAUGAUAUGUUUGUCUUGUCACCUUUAUAAACCGUAACUCCGGAUUCCUAAAUGACCUGGUGUAGCCGGGAGACCUAAUUGAAGAUACCGGAGAAACAGAUUUGCGGCUCAAGGUGAAGGGAACACGAUGUUACGCUCUACAGACGACGGCGACCGCUACGAGCUGGCGAGCCCGACGGCUCUUCCGAAAGCCGGCGCAUUCUUGUGGAAUCAGAAGAUGAUGAUUCAGAUCACCUGUCGCGGGUAUGCGACGGCCCAAUUCAUGCAGCCGGAGCCGUCCAAGUACGCGCACGCGCCGAACCUCGAGGCCAAGACCUUCAUGCAGCCUGAGCAGAACUACUAUGCUCACCAUCCGGGCCGUUUCGUCUAUAUCAAAGAUGAAGAGACUGGCCAGCUGUUUUCGGCACCAUAUGAACCGGUACGGGCUCCGCUCAACCGGUUCGUGUUUUCUGUCGGCAAAAGCGAUAUCUUCUGGACCAUCGAGCAUCUCGGCAUCCGCGUCGAAAUGUCGCUAGUGAUUCCCACGCAUGAUGUAGUAGAGCUCUGGUCGGUCAAAGUAACCAACAUAUCAUCGCGACCGCGCAGAAUUAGCGUGUACCCCUAUUUCCCAUUUGGGUAUAUGUCGUGGAUGAAUCAAGAAGCUGAAUGGCGACCGGACCUCGGUGGUGUGGUAAGCAACAGUAUCACACCAUACCAAAAGGCGACAGAUUACUUCAAGAACAAGUAUUUGAAGGAUAAGUCAUAUUUCUUGUGCGAAACCCCUCCAAAAUCAUGGGAGGCAAUGCAACAGGCCUUCGAGGGCGAAGGUGGUCUUCACGCGCCUUCGUCACUGGCACAACCAGACCUCAGCUGCAGCGAUGCUCGGUACGAGACACCCGUGGCUGUGGUACAAUACCGGGAGGAGCUCAAGACAGAUGAGCAGCAGGAAUACCGUUUCUUAUUCGGGCCUGCGUACGAUGACGCCGAAAUCCGUUCUGUGAGGGCUAAGUAUCUCAGCAAAGAAGGGUUUGCACAAACACGCCGGGAAUAUGCAGAGUAUAUCAUCAAGGGAAAAGGAUGCUUACAGAUCGAAACCCCCGAUAAGCAUGUGGACAACUUUGUUAAUAAUUGGCUACCGCGGCAGUGUUAUUAUCAUGGCGACGUGAACCGGCUGACCACAGAUCCGCAGACACGCAAUUACCUGCAGGACAACAUGGGCAUGUCAUAUAUCAAGCCAGAGGUGGCACGUCGAGCCUUCUUGACCGCCGUUGCACAGCAGGAGAAGAACGGGGCCAUGCCCGAUGGUAUCUUGCUAGCGGAGGGUGCCGAGCUCAAGUACAUCAAUCAGAUCCCGCACACCGACCACUGCAUCUGGUUGCCAGUUACACUCGAAGCGUAUCUCUCCGAAACUGGCGAUUAUGAUCUUCUGAAGGAGCAAGUAAAAGGAAUGCACGGCGACACCUAUACUGUGUUCGAGCGGUUUAGUCGAGCUAUGGAUUGGUUGCUCUCGGCCCGAGACGCGCGCGGGCUGAGCUACAUUGCACAGGGUGAUUGGUGCGAUCCAUUGAAUAUGGUGGGUUACAAAGGCAAGGGCGUAUCUGGAUGGCAGACUGUUGCCACUGCAUUUGCGUUGAAGCUAUGGGCGGACAUCUGUGAGCAUGAAGGUAAAGCCGAUCUGGCAGAACGCUACCGCGUAAAAGCUAAGGAGGUCAACGAUGCAGCUAAUGCACACUUAUGGGAUGGGGACUGGUUCGCACGGGGAAUCACGGACGAUAAUGUGAUUUUCGGCGUUAAGACAGACAACGAAGGUCGUAUCUGGCUGAACCCGCAGUCGUGGUCUAUCCUAAGCGGGGCAGCAAGCAGCGAUCAGAUCGCUCGAAUAUUGCCUCAAGUGGACUCGCAGAUGAGUACACCUUACGGCGUCGUGAUGUUCGCUCCCCCAUACAGCGGCAUGCGCGAAGACGUAGGGCGCGUGACGCAAAAGUAUCCCGGCUCAGCUGAGAAUGCAUCGGUCUACAACCAUGCCGCUGCCUUCUACGUCCAUAGCCUGUAUUCGAUUAACGAGAGCGAUCGGGCAUAUGAUACCCUGCGAAGGAUGAUUCCUGGACCUUCAGAAGAGGACUACGUACAGAGGGGCCAGCUACCCGUGUACAUUCCCAAUUACUACCGUGGUGCGUACCAGCAAUAUCCGCGCACCGCAGGGCGCUCCAGCCAACUUUUCAACACGGGAACUGUAUCGUGGGUAUACCGGAGUUUCAUCGAAGGACUGUGUGGUCUUCGCGGAGAUACGAAGGGUUUGCGAAUCCAGCCGCAAUUACCGUCUUUCUGGGAUGCGAUUAAAGUAACACGUCUAUUCCGCGGCGCCACAUUAAUUAUCGACAUUCACCGUUCAGCAGACGUAAAGGAAAUCGUGGUAAAGCAUGGAGAUCGUGUUCUUCCGGAAGCUCGCCUCACCAAUAUCCAGCCGGGCGCUACUUACGAGCUCUCCGUUGCAGUGCCUAAAUAGCAUUCUAAGCUUGCCGGAGUUACUGUUUGUUUGUAUGGCCGAUAACGAGCUAGCUCCUAUGCUAUUAGACCGGCUUGCCAGAAAGGAACCGAAAAGGGGUGCCUAGCAGAAUACGUGUAAAUAACUUGUCGAUGGGCUGGUGGGAUAGAGACUGUCAUUAAAUCUGUUUCCGGCUUAUGAAAAUCUGUUGAUAGACGGGUGUCAUGUCUAUAUAUAGAAAUUCCAAUUCAUAACACCCAAUGAUGCAUCAAAGCCCCCCUUUAGCUCUGUUAUGGAGUAGAUC
Molecule: messenger RNA, 2782 nt
Organism: Daldinia caldariorum
Lineage: Eukaryota; Fungi; Ascomycota; Sordariomycetes; Xylariales; Hypoxylaceae
Product: glycoside hydrolase family 94 protein
Exons: 1
Coding region: 142-2499 (785 amino acids)
Biological process (GO): cellulose catabolic process
Molecular function (GO): hexosyltransferase activity; carbohydrate binding
Source: RefSeq, a predicted model, not a curated record